Pseudomyrmex gracilis is the source of this 519-nucleotide messenger RNA. RefSeq lists its product as uncharacterized. Lineage: Eukaryota; Metazoa; Arthropoda; Insecta; Hymenoptera; Formicidae. Bases 1 to 519 code for a protein of 172 amino acids. The record is from RefSeq and is a predicted model, not a curated record. The transcript has a single exon. Gene Ontology annotation, molecular function: catalytic activity.
AUGAUCCAGCACCUCGCGGAGUGGGACGGUGUAUUGGCGGUGGUGGCCGAGCCGUACAGUGUCCCCGACCACCCGUCGUGGGCAGGAUGGGAAGACGGCCUGGUCGCCACGUACUUCAGGUACGGCACGCGCGACGAGGCCGUCGUCUUCUCUCCGCUGGAGAGGGGCGACNGUUUCGUUGCUGUACAGUGGGGGGAACUGGCCGUUAUCGGGGUGUACUUCUUGCNAUCGAGGCCCUUCCAUGAGUUCCAACAAUUCGUGGGCGAGCUCGAGUUAGUCGUUAGGAGACACUCGGCGCGCCAAAUGUUGAUCCUGGGNGACUUUAACGCCAAGUCUCAGACUUGGGGUUCCCCCAGGACCUACGGCAGGGAAAGGGUUCUUGAGGACACAAUGGCGGCCUGCGGGCUCACAAUCGUAAACGUGGGCUCGCAACACACGUGCGUCAGGCAAGGUGGGGGCUCGAUCGUUGACGUCACGUUUGCAUCGGCCCCUCUAGCCGCGCGCGGAGUGUCCGAGUAG